Salpingoeca rosetta is the source of this 273-nucleotide messenger RNA. RefSeq lists its product as uncharacterized. The transcript has 2 exons. NCBI's taxonomy places the organism in Eukaryota, Choanoflagellata, Craspedida, Salpingoecidae. Bases 1 to 273 code for a protein of 90 amino acids. The record is from RefSeq and is a predicted model, not a curated record.
AUGGCGCGUUCACAGCGGGACGAGCGACGAGCACAGCACAAACGGUGGAGCAAUAUCAACAACACGCAGAGGACAGCGCGGGUGGGCACGCCCACGAUGGCCAGGGCGAAAGGAAGUCGUGAAGGCAAGCAGCGGCAAGCAAUUAGCGACCUCAAUCGCUUCCGCGAACCAACUGCCACCUCAGGUGGCACGGAAGCCUGGAAGCAGAUCGCAAGCGAUGGCGACGACACCAAUGACAGCAACGAUAGCAACGUUGGAAACGAAGUGACAUGA